Messenger RNA from Nyctereutes procyonoides (raccoon dog), 3406 nucleotides. RefSeq names its product kinesin family member 18B (gene KIF18B). The coding region runs from base 68 to 2647 and encodes 859 amino acids. NCBI's taxonomy places the organism in Eukaryota, Metazoa, Chordata, Mammalia, Carnivora, Canidae. The transcript is spliced from 16 exons. The record is from RefSeq and is a predicted model, not a curated record. Gene Ontology annotation, molecular function: microtubule binding; microtubule motor activity; ATP binding. Gene Ontology annotation, biological process: microtubule-based movement.
ACUGUGGCGGAGGGGCCCGGCUGCGAGCGGCGACGGCAGCGGCGGGGAGCCGACGCAGGGUGUCGCCAUGGUGAUGGCGGUGGAGGACAGCAAGGUGCAGGUUGUGGUGCGGGUCCGGCCCCCCACCCCACGGGAGCUGGAGAGUCAGCGGCGGCCUGUGGUUCAGGUGGUAGAUGAGCGAGUGCUGGUGUUUGACCCUGAGGAGCCCGAUGGGGGCUUCCUUGGCCUGAAGUGGAGCGGCACCCAUGAUGGCCCCAAGAAGAAGGCCAAAGACCUGACAUUUGUCUUUGACCGGGUCUUUGGCGAAGCAGCCACCCAACAGGACGUGUUCCAGCACACCACCCACAGCAUUCUGGACCGCUUCCUUCAGGGCUACAACUGCUCAGUGUUUGCCUAUGGGGCCACCGGGGCUGGGAAGACACACACCAUGCUGGGGAGGGAGGGGGACCCCGGCAUCAUGUACCUGACGACCAUGGAACUGUACAAGCGGCUUGAAGCCCACCAGGAGGAGAAGCGAUUCGAGGUGCUCAUCAGCUACCAGGAGGUGUACAAUGAGCAGAUCCACGACCUCCUGGAGCCCAAGGGGCCCCUUGCUAUCCGUGAGGACCCCGACAAGGGUGUGGUGGUGCAAGGACUUUCCUUCCACCAGCCAACCUCAGCUGAGCAGCUGCUGGAGAUGCUGACCCGAGGGAACUGCAACCGCACGCAGCACCCGACGGAUGCCAACGCUACUUCCUCCCGCUCCCAUGCCAUCUUCCAGAUCUUCGUGAAGCAGCAGGACCGGGUUCCAGGUCUGACUCAGGCCCUUCGAGUGGCCAAGAUGAGCCUGAUUGACCUGGCUGGUUCGGAGCGGGCAUCCAGCACCCAUGCAAAGGGGGAGCGGCUUCGGGAGGGUGCCAACAUCAACCGUUCCUUGCUGGCCCUCAUCAAUGUCCUCAAUGCCUUGGCCGACGCGAAGGGCCGCAAGUCUCAUGUGCCCUACCGGGACAGCAAGCUGACCCGUCUGCUCAAGGACUCCAUUGGGGGCAACUGCCACACGGUGAUGAUCGCUACUGUCAGCCCCUCCAGUCUGGCCUAUGAGGACACUUACAACACCCUCAAGUAUGCCGACCGCGCUAAGGAGAUCAAGCUCGCGCUUAAGAGCAACGUGAUCAGCCUGGACUGUCACAUCAGCCAGUAUGCCACCAUCUGCCAGCAACUGCAGGCUGAGGUGGCCACCCUGAGGGAGAAGCUCCAAGUAUACGAGGCAAGAGCCCAGGCCCCACCACAGGACCUCCUGAAAUCCCCCAAAUCGGGCUCUUCCCAGCAACUCCUUCCCAGCCCACCCUGUACCCCAGAGCUCCACCCAGGGUCUGCAGUCCUUCAAGAGGAGAGCCUGGGGCUAGAGACCCAGGUGGGGAGGGUUAUGGAAGAGAACCCUCCAGACCAGGAGCCACUCCAAAACGACAAGGACAAAGGCCUGGUGGAGGAGGUUCUAAUCCAGGGACCAGAGCAGACCCUCAGGCACCCACUGCCAACGUCCCCUGGCCUGACCCUGCAGCCCAAGCCAGACGUGGGCUGCCUCUCACCACAGAACUUGGACAGGGACAGUUCUAAGCAGUUGGCCCUGAAGAUGCUGUGCCUGGCACAGCGGCAGUACUCCCUGCUCCAGGCGGCCAACCUGCUCACCCCCGACAUGAUCACAGAGUUCGAGACCCUGCAGCAGCUGGUACAAGAGGAAAAAGCUGAGCCUGGAGCAAAGGCCUCAGGCACACCUGGCCCAGCCAAGGGGGUACCUCUGGAGCCCUGCUCAGAGUCAGAUUCUCCAGGCUAUUCUGGCCCUGUGACCCGGACCAUGGCAAGGCAACUAGGUGGCCUCAUGCACACUCUGGGGGUCCUCCCAGGGUCUGACUGCAUCCCAGCCCAGGUAUCCCGGCGGCCCACAGAGAGGAGGAGGAGGAGGAAACCAAGCCCCUCAGAACCAGAUGGCCCCCCAGCCCCGAAGCUGGGGACCAAGCGCCAGCGCCAGUCCUUCCUGCCCUGCCUGAGGAGGGGCUCCCUGCCUGAGGCUCAGCCUUCACUUGGGCCCAGCACCCCCAAAGGGGGAAAGGCCUCCUCCUCCUGCCACUCCCCUCGCAUCUGCCCAGCCACAGUCAUCAAAAGCCGUGUGCCUCUGGGCCCCUCUGCUGUGCAGAACUGUUCCACCCCCCUGGUCCUGCCUGCUCGGGACCUCAACACCACAUUUGAUCUCUCGGAGGAGGCCCCCUCAAAGCUGGGUUUCUGUGAAUGUGCUGGCUGGGAGAAUGCCCCCCAGGAGCUGAAUGUGCUGGAUCCGCCCCUCAUCCCCAGUGGACCUGUGCCCCCGUUCACCAUGAAAGGCCCCAAAGCAACCUCUUCCUUCCCUGGAACCUCAGCCUGCAAGAAGAGGAGAGUUACGAGCUCCUCAGCCUCCCAAUCACUGAGAGUGGCCCGGGGCCGCAGCAGCCGCAUUGCCCGCCUCCCCAGCAGCAACUUGAAGAGGCCAGCCUGGCCCCUUGCAAUCCCAGCCAACUGGCCUGCAGAGCCCCCCUCCAGUCCCCGCUGCCCUGGCAACCAGAGGAGCCAGCAGGAACCGAUGGGGAUUGGGGGAGCCUUGUCAUCUGGGAGCUGUAUCAGCAAGGCAUCUUGACCCACCAGUCCCUUGUGGUCCCUGGAACUGCCUGCACCAGGAGCCCUGACCUGCCUUCCUUGGUCGGAGCAAUUAAUGCCAACACCCUCUUCCUUUCUUGACACUUGUCGCUAGCCACUCAUUCUGCUACCUGCCCUCUUUAUCAAUUUCUCGUUAUACUUAGCUUCUUAGCAUGUAUAUAUUCAUCUUGAGUGUUAGCAUGUUGCUAUUCUAAAGGUGCAGCCAUCAUACCCCCCUAGUUCAUAACACUCUCCAUGCAAGCAGGUGGCUCUGGGGGGGACUUUGCUCCCCACAUCCCAUCUCAGGGCUCUAUGCAGUCAUGGCUGCUGUGCAAUGGAGAAGGGAUGAGGAUGGCAUGGGAUGGGGAUGGGGACCUGCUGGGGGCUCCCAGCUCAACUCUCCCUGGUUUGUGAGGCAGGAUGGGGGGCCUUCAGCCUCCUCCCUGCAGCCUGGAGCAGGAAGCCCAGCCCCAGGCCACCAUCCUGGUGAUGAUGCAGAUGAUAGUAGUGUCUUGAUUUCCAAAUGAAGACAGUUCUAUGGCUUUUGCCUUAUUGUAAACAGGAUGCACACUCAGUGUAAAAAGAAGUGUAAAGAAGAAUGGGUAAUUCAGCUUUAAUGCUACCACCUGGAUAGAAGAGCUGUUAAUACUCGGGUUUAUAUCCUCUGAUCCUUUAUGUCUGCAUAUAUACAUAUAUAUAUAUACAUGUAGAUAUAGAUCUAUUUUUUUAUUAUAAUGAUUAAUAAAGCAUCUCCAUCCUU